UUUGUUGACGUAGAGCGCAAAUACACAUACAGAUGAAGAUAACACAUGUUAUAGGGAGAUACCGUAAAAAAGAAUACUGUGAAAUGAUCUAAACCCUACUCCAGUGUGAAUUCCGCCAUCUUGAGAAGUAUAAAUUACAAAGUCGCUGCAUUUGGGGAAAUUAAGACGCAUCUUUAACAUACUAAUACUCCGCCGGACAAAAUGACAGAAGUGGACGAUAAAAAGGAAACCCAAGAGUCUAAAGAGGAAGUGAUAUGUCCGAUUUGUUCUAAUUUUGAGCCUCAAGCAUGGCGGAAAAACAUGUGUAGAAACUGUUUUCAUCCUCUGGACGAACACGGAUCGAAGGAGGAAAAUAAUGAUAUCAGUUCAGCGAAGGACAAGAAACUCGAGAAUGACAAAGUAAAUGAUAUGCAGAAAAAGAAAUCCGAAACGGAUACAUCAAAAAAGAAAGGUGAGCCUCCAAAAACGUUUCCAAAAUCAAAAAAUCCUAAUUUAUCUGUUGACAUUUCCAAGAAAGAUACAAGCGGUACUAGUAGUUGUAACAGUCCCAUUAGUCCAUUAAAGAAAACAGGUUCAACGUCUAUCAAAUCACCAGAAUCCAAAGAUUUUAAAUCGAAAUCCCCGCUAUCUCCAACUAAGACGCCAGAUGAUUCAAAAUCAAAAGGAAGAGAAAGUUUAUUCUCUCAAAAGAAUGUUUCUCAUAGUAGGUUUGAGACCAAAAAAGCUGAAAGUUCGAAGGAUAGUGAGAAACAUGUAGCCUCAGCGCCCAGCGCAUUAACAAAAUGGAAAGAAAAUGAGAAUAAAAGUCUAUCAAAAGAUAAAGGGCCAUCUGGAGAGGAAAACAAACAAAUUGGUAAACAGGCACAAUCUAAGGCUGAUGAUAAUAAGAAUAAGUUAGAUGAAAAGGCGAGUAAAUUUCAAAGCAAGACCCCUGGUCCUAAAGAUAAAAAAGAACAAGAUGCAAAGACACCAGGCUCGUCAUCGCUAACUAACAGAGACAAUACACCCAAAUCAAAGACAGAUGAUGCAAGCAAAGUUCGACAAUUCGCCAAAACAUUCGGCUCUGACUUGGAAGAGAGCCGAUGUAAUACCUUGGAGCGUCAGAAGAAGGAAAAGUCAGCUACCACCGCGCCUGCUAAUGAUCAAUGCAAAUCGGCAAUAAAAAAUCAGUCAACUCCAGAGGCAACUCAGAAGGAUACCAACUCGACCAGUGGCAAGGAGAAAGAGUCGUCUGCUCUUUACGAAAAGAUCAGUAGAUUUACACACACCGGAUUAAAAAAGACAGACAAAAAUGAUAAAUCUUAUGGGUCAUUGGAUAGAAAGAGACAGAAGUCCGAAGAAAAAACUCCCGAAACUUCAGCUGAAGCGGGCAAAAGAAUUGAUGCAGAGUUGGAGACAGUGAAAAAGCAGCUCAGUUGUAUGGAAAUAAAAUGUAAAUCUUUAGAAAGCGAAAACGACAAGUUAAGAUCUGGACUGAAAGAGAAAGAGACUGUUGAACACAGCCUCAAAACGCAAAAAGCUGAGGUAGAAAAUGCGAUUAAAAGUCUUCGUGAUACGCUUCAAUCAAUGGCAGAUAGAUGUGGCAAACUCGAAAAUGACAACGAUACACUCUUGGAUAAACUAAAGGCGCAACAAAUACAACAGCAAGAGGCUUUGACAACAGCAAAUAAAGAAGAAAUUGAAAGCAUGGAGGCCCAACUUUCAGAAAGUGAAAAUGACAUUGAAAAUAUCAAGUCGGAAAACGAAGAUCUCAGGCAAGAAAUCCUUGACCUUAAGGUGGAAAUGGAGGAAAUGUAUGACAGCUUCCGAGACCAAGAGGCCGAGGAGUUCCGAGACCUUCAGAGAGAAUUGGAAAUGACGGCCAAGAAUUGUCGCGUUUUACAGUUCAAGUUAAGAAAAGCUGAACGGCGGAGUGAACAAGUUGAAAUUGAUCGCCAAUCAUGCGAAGAGAAACUUCAUUUGUUGCAAAAUCAGUUUGAGGAUGCCGAUGCACGAGCUCAUAUAAGGAGCAUUGAAGACGAGUUACGAAUGGCAAAAGAGGUUUCUGUGAGGCUUCACGAUGAGCUGGAUAUUUUGGACGACAAACGACAGAAAUGUGAGGAGGAAAACAGCCAUCUCACACGCCUUCUAGAACAGUCUGACAAAAAGCAGUUCCGGUUAGAGAUGGAGGUCGACAAAUUGCGUGAUCAGAUGGCGGAUUUGCGACGGCAACUAGCAGAACGAUCUCAAAAUGCUGGCACCCCUUCUGCCGAGGAAGCGAACGAUCGCAAGGUACUCCUUGGAAGAAUAGGCAAACAGGGGAGUCAGGAUCAGGACGUCUCUCAGCUGAUGAGGGACCUGUACGACAGCAUGGAGCGAGAAACUGAUCUCAAAGAUCAACUCAAGUUUGCAGAGGAAGAAACGAAGUCCAUGCGGAAGAAGUUGGAAGAACUGGAAGAAGAAAACGACACGCUUAUACAGCAACUCAAGAAAAUGUCGACUGCGCAAGUCACAAGACGGGAAGAACCGACGCAAGGUGGCGCGGUAACGGAAACGGAAGUGGAGCUAAAGGUUCAGCUGGAUUUGAAUGAACAAGAUUUGCUUCUGUCCAAAAAGAAAAUUCAAGACUUUGGAAACGAAAACGAAAAACUGAAAGAGGAAAUAGCAAAUCUGAAGAAACUUAUUCAGGAAAAAGAUCAGCAACUGUAUGUCAUACCCGAACCCUCUUCGCCAAAUGCGUACUAUGAAGACAAAAUGAAGGAAAUGAGGCUAGAAGCAGACGACUUGAGGUGGAGGAUUAUAGAAAAGGAGCGUGAAAUCAGUUGCCUAUAUGUACAGCUGAGUAACUACCAAACAAGGCAAUCGAGCAAACCCAGAAAAACGAACUCCUUUGACAGCGAAUAUUCGCAAGUUGUUGACCUUAAAAAACACUUAGAAUAUGUGAUGCAAGAGAAUUCCGAACUCAAAGAGAAAAUGCAUGAUCUUGAAGAUCAACAAGGUCAUUCGUUACGUAAAAGCAAGAGUCCUAUACGAAUUGAAAGUCAGGUUUUUGAGAGCAGCCGUCAAUCGCCUGCAAAGAACAAUGUUGAAAUGAUUGGGAAAACAUCUUUAAGUGAUGCUAAUGUAAUGUUUACAAACUCGAAAGAUGAUGAAAAUCAUUCGCUUUCUCAUACGGAUCAAACAGACACAGCACACAUUAUUUCUAAUACUGAUGUCUUGAGAGAUCCCAUAACUUCUACACUUGCAGACAAUGAGAUGGCAAAUCAACAUGACAGCGAAACCUGUGACCAAAAACUGAAGGCUCUUGAAUUAGAAAACCAGAAUCUGCAGUUGAAACUGUCAGAACUGACGAAAGAAAUCGAACUUCUGCAGCAGAAUAUAAGUAAUGACGCUCAGGAAAAGAAGGAUGCAAAAGAAGAAGGACAGGAGAGCCGCGAGGAGUUGAUGGACACCAUAUUGGAUCUCGAGGAGGAAGUGGAGUCCCUGACAGAGAAACUGAAACAGAGAAACGAGGAGACUGCCAGUCUGAUAAAGAAAGAAAAGGAAUAUUUGACACAAAUCGAGAAGAUAGAAGACGACUACAGAAAGAAGGAACUUGAUCUUCUCAACGAUUUGGACAUCUCUCAAGACAAAAAUGAGAUUCUCAGUAAUUUACUGGACAUCGUCAAGGAGCGUGCGGACGCGGCCGAGCGUGAAUUAGAGCGUGUCGCAGCCUCUUUCUCAGUCGCAAGCGACGGAAGUGGACGAAGUGCAAGGGUCAUCAGUACCUGCAGUGACGUCAGUGUUGGAAGUGACGAAGUGUUUGAUGGGGCAUCCCCCGGUGUAUCUCCUGGUUUAUCACCUGUCUUGCCUGGCAGUCCGGAAUCUCCACUGAAGAGACAGGUCAUCCAAAAGGACUGGGAUAACCAGUUUCGUAAAAGAAUUGAUUGCUUGGAGCGUCUACUGGCAGAGGAAAGACAAAAACUAGCAGCGACAGAAAAGAAAUUAGCUCUUGUGUCUACGGAGAAUAUCUCUACUGCCAUGUCCGACGACGCCAAACUUUUCGCUAGGGAAAAGGAACUCCUUCAAGCAGAGGUUUUAGAAGGAAAAAAACUUUUGAAGAUUGCAACCGAUCAAAUCAAGGGACUACGUGAACGAAUGUUCACCCUAGAAGAAGAAAACCGAUGUCUUCGAAUCACCUAUGCCAACGAACUUGCCGAAAGUGAGGAGUCAGAAAAUGAGAAGACACCGUCCUACCACAUCGAUGAGCGACCGCCUAGCUUUGAUGUGGCUAUGAAAGAUGCGUCUAAAACCCAAACCACAACCGAUGUAUCCAAUUACAGAGAAAGAAUUGCCAGUUUGGAAAAACAGUUAAAAGAAGUAGAAGCACAAUGGAGAGCAAAAUGUACCACCAUCGAAAAAGAAAAGAAUGAGUCCCAGCAGCGACUUCGAGACCUAACUAUAGACUCCGAGGCGCUCCGGGGGUCUCUGAAGGGGUUCAAAGAAGACGUGUGUAUAAAACAAAAACAGCUCAGAGAAAUUGAAGAGAAAAUUACUGUAAAUUCGGAUAUUUUAAAAAGAAAGGAAGAAAUUAUCAACGAACAAGAGGAGAUAAUCAAGCAAAGAGAGGAAGACUUGCAAUCGCUUCUCGAUCAAAUCUCGCAAAGGGACAAUGAUAUACGAGAUUUGCGCGAGAAAGUGCACCCAAUCAACGAGAAAUUAAAAGAUAAGGAAGAAAUAAUAAAUUCUUUGAAGGAUAUAAUAGAUUCAAAGCAAGAUGAAAUAAACUAUCAAUCUGAGGAAAUUUCUGAAUUGAAUGAAACAAUAGAACUUAAACAGAAUGAAAUCGAUGAACUGAAAGGAAAUACAAAAACCCAAAAUGUCACGAAAGCAGAAUGGGAACAGGACAACAAGCAACUUAAAAAUGACCUUGAAUCAAUGGCCUCCAACCUCGGUAAACUACAUACAGACAAUUGUACGUUACAGGAAGAGUUAGAAAAAACUAAGCAGGCACUAAGCGAGGCGAUGGUCUUGUGGAACAAAGAUCGUUCACAGAUUGAAAUAGCCUACAAUGUAGCUAAAGAGAAGUUACGAAUGUAUGAGGAGACAGCAGCAAAGAAAGAGAGUCAAAUCGUAGGUCUUUUGCGAAAGGAGACCCAUAAGUUGUUGGAAAGUAAGGAAAAAAUUUCAACUGAAUUCCGAGUCACAAAAAUUGAACAUGAAGCAAACAUGCGAACAUUAAAAUGCGAGAAACUCAAGUUACAAGAUGAACUUACACAAAAAAUCCGCCAGUUAACAGCUGAAAUGACAUCAAAUGAUAAAAUGAAAGAAGAGCUUGACAGAUUAAGAGCACAAGAAGAUGUAGCUUAUCAAAUCCAAUACCAUGAAAAAGUGCUCCGUGCCGAAUAUUUGGCUAUGAAAGUCAGAUACGAAACGAGAUUAGAAAAUCUGCAGAAAGAACACAUGAAGCUUCUUGGCGUUUUAGAUAAACUGCAACGAGAAAAGGUCCUCAAUCAAGAGAUGAUAAAAGGCGUACAGAAAGGAAUGGGGACUAUGAAAGAAACUUACACCAAGGAUUUAGAGCACUGGAAAGAGGAAAGAAAUGUGCUAGAAAAGCACAUCAAAGAGAUUGAGUCCAGUCGAAAAUUAGCGGCAGAACUUGAGCGGAAAGUGGAAGAAUUAAAACAGCAACUGGCAGACCAAGAGUACGAACGCGCCGAAAUUAUAAACCGGAUGACCACAGAACGAUCUAAAUGGGAACUGGAGAGGUCGGGAAUGCAGAGUCACAUGAAUCAGCUGGAGGAAAAACUGGAUACAGUUGCGUACUCUCAAUACAGAACAAAAGACAUGCAGAGCCGCAUGGAGGUGGCCUGGGAAUCAGAGAGAGCUGAACAGAAACGGCUUCUGAAUGAGGCACACGAACUGGCCAUGGAUCUGCAGAGGCAACUGAAAUGCCGCGAUGACGAGCACUCAAGGGAGCGAAGGGCCUUACUAGAGCAGCUGAAAAAACUCCGAAAGGAACUGGACGAGGAACAGAUGUUGAGGGAAAAGAGACUUAAACAGAUUGAGACCAGUAAAAGAGAAACGGAGGAUUUAAAAACGAAAUUAAAAGAGAUGUGCCAACGUUCCGAAAAGGACCAUGAAGUAUCCAUGAAAGAAAGAGUUGACUUAGUGCGCCGUCUUGCGGAUUUUCGCAGAAGUCAUAAACGUGAUCAGAGACGAAUUGAAGACGUUUUAUCAGAGUUAACGAGACUUCGAGAGCUUGCGUCAAUAGUCAUUGAUUCCGAGGAUCCGGACGUGGACACCGACAUCGUGUCCCGAUUAGAGCAGCUCUCAAAACCGGAAUCCAAAAGACUGUCAAUCCAUGCCAGCACAGAUAUACAACAAAAAAUAAACGAGGUUGUUUUGCAGUAUAUGAAAGAGUCUCUGAAGGAAAUCCACUUUGCGGCGGAUAAUUUAUCAAGACCCAGUUCCCGAGGAUCAUCCGAGGAUGAGAGGCGAAGACUUAGAAGAAGUAUUUCAAGUUCGGAACUGGAUUUCUUGUUGAAAGACGAAGCAGUUGUUGAACAACAGAUAGAACACUUGAAAGAUUCAAGAAGGAACACACCAACGAAACACCUCGAUAUGGUCAGCAAUAAACUGAGCAGGAAUAUUUACCACACCGGACCAAGGGACAUUGCUGAUAUCAGAUCGGAGGACUCAGAUACCGAAAUGAUGCUUGACCCGGAACCUGGGACUGUGAAUGAUCGACAUAACAGAAUCAUGAUAGAUGUCCACCAUGAGGAGGGUGUGACCUCAAGGUUCCCCGUCCCCCCUCCGUCUCUGCUGUUGCCGUCGCAACGUGUCAUUUCUGUUCAGUCUCAAAGUUCCAAAACAAUUUCAACAUCCUUAACAAGUACGGUUUCUUCGCGACAAAUUCCGAACAGUAUAUCCUUGGAUGUGUUAAACAACGGUUCUGAACGGCAGGCAUUCUCUGCUAGUGCUUCACCGACUCAUGGGCAGAAUUGUUUUGAAUUUUCCAAUCCAAAAUGCAAAUCGGAUUGUAACAUACCGUCAAACAGCUCCAAAGUCUCAAAAGAAGCUGCUCGAAGAAUGUUUUUUGAAAGUUUAGAAGACAGUAAUCAACAUCCAUCUAAUGUCAAAUCAAUUAGUGAGAAUAAUAUAGCAAUUAAAAACGAAACUACGCUAAUUUCAAAUGACCUGGCUAAGGAUGCAGUUGGCGAAUCAACAGAAAUUAGCAGAAAACAUGGGUGUUCUUCGAGCGAUAGCGAAACAAAACUCCAUGGAAAAGAUGAUUCGCAUCUAAAAGCCGGACAACCAAAAAAGAAACGAAGGCUGUUUAAAAAAUCUUCAAGCAUGGAUACAUCAGCCGUAAGCAACACAUUAGCAGAUGCAGGGGUUUCAGCUAUAUCGCCUGGGGCUCCCUCGUCUCUCUCACCUUUUGAAUUGUUUGCUGCUGUCAAACGCAGGUUGAAACCAUCAUUGAAACGUUCAUCUUCUCUGUCAGAAGGUCGCAAAGGUGGAACCAUCAGUGAGGACGAUGGCUCAAAAUAUUCCGGCCACGUGGACGCUUAUGCUAGUUCGUCGUAUUCUUCGAGAAAUCAGAGUCUGGGAGAAUCGCCUAUUUCAACUCCCAUGGUGGAUGAGCCACUAACUCCAGAAUCAGGCCGACUCAUACCUCCACCAACACCGCCAAUAUCAAUGAUGAACCGCAAAAUGUUACCAAAGCUUCAGGAGGUUCACGAAGAUGAUCACAAACGCAAAAGCAGAGCGAAGAAAAACGACACCAAGUCCAAAUUCCGUUCCAAAUCAGAGGAAAGAGCUAAAAGUGGACCUGCUUCCCUAACACAGAACGUUGUCUUCCAAGAGGACAUUGCCAGCCCCUCUUCUCAUUCCGCUUUUAGCGAAACGUCUGUAUGAUCUUAUCUAUUGUGUAUUAUUUGUUUACUUCAUUUUGAUUGGUCAAAUUCAUUUUUGUUAAGUGUUAUUCCUUUAAUUUUAUUGAUUGGUCUUGACUUCUUACUCUUGUUUGUUCCUCGUUUUACUUAUAGAUGAGUGUGCAUAUUACAAGUUAAUGAUAUGUAUAUAUAUGCAUUAUUGCUAUAAACGUAUGUAUUUAUUGUUUUAGAACAUGACGUUACAUGUAUGUGCUAACUUAUGCACAGACUUGUGAUGGAAAUUUUAAAGUUUACUUUCCUUUUGAUUGUAGCUGGUAUCAAAAUGAAAUUAUACUUUGAACUUCUAUCUCUUCCCUCUUGCUAGGCAUUUUCGACCCGAACUUUCGUGUCCCACAAGAGGCUAUGGGCAUUUGAAUGACAUCGUCUUUCGUACAUGAAAAAUGUAAAAUAAUUGCAUCUUUAUUUAUUUUUUUGCGAUUAAAGUUAAUUUAUUUUUCCGUUUUGUGUAUAGUAUGAUAGUAUGAUAGAAAGAUUGUUUGAGAUCGUAAACAAAAAUAGAGAUGUUUUUUGUUUUAAAUUUUCUAAGCAUAAUCUAUCGAUUUAAAUAGAAAAAUCAUUUCAUGUUUUGAUUUCUUUAUAUAUAUAUAUAUAUAUAUAUAUAUAUAUAUAUAUAUAUAUAUAUAUAUAUAUAUAUAUUAAGUCUUAUAUUGGUUUCGGUAUCAUAUAACAAGUAAAAUAAGUUCUAAUAUUAGUGCAUUCAUUUGACCGAGUUGUAUAAUUCUUGUUUAAUUGUGUGAUCUAGUAUUGAUUUACUUUCAACUUACACUAUUUUGUAAUUAUAUUCAUAGUGUAUGGUUUUUGUUAUUGGUUGAAACACAUUAUUUGUUUUUAAUAAUUUCAAAACGUACGCGUAUUUAUUAUUAAACUCUAAUUGUAACUUGAUCAGAGUUUUCAUUGAUGAUGAAUUUACACGCAUUUUACCAUUACAUAAUUAUGUAUCUAGACGUAACCAGAGUCUCUGUAGUUUAUUAAUUUAUACUUUAUUGAGUAAAUCUUUAAUGCCAGAAGUUCUGAAUGUGCUCAAUUUCUAACUGAUCACUUUUUUGACAGGAUUUUUUUUAACUACAAAGGAUGGAAGUGCAGUUUAUAUAUAUAUUUGUACAUGUAUAACAAAUAUUAUGAAUUGUGUUUAUUAAAAGUAGUAAACGAAAAUAAAUAAAUCAUGCUCCUGUUA
Magallana angulata is the source of this 9090-nucleotide messenger RNA. RefSeq names its product centromere-associated protein E-like. Bases 202 to 7878 code for a protein of 2558 amino acids. The transcript has 19 exons. NCBI's taxonomy places the organism in Eukaryota, Metazoa, Mollusca, Bivalvia, Ostreida, Ostreidae. The record is from RefSeq and is a predicted model, not a curated record.